Messenger RNA from Arabidopsis arenosa, 2069 nucleotides. The record is from the annotation of a GenBank genome assembly. NCBI's taxonomy places the organism in Eukaryota, Viridiplantae, Streptophyta, Magnoliopsida, Brassicales, Brassicaceae.
AAACCGAACAAUUGUUACUAAAAACCAUACAAUAUAUCUAAAACCACCAACAGACCUUCUCCUUCCUCUUUUCAUUCGUAUACGGUUUGCUGACAUGAAUUGGAGGCUUAACUAUCAUUUUGAAUUACAACUAACAUUUCUUUUGGAGAUUUGCCGGCGACGAGAGUAGAGUAGAUCUCUGAGAGAAGAACGACGGAGGGAUUCAGUGGGUUCUUCGAAUUCGUCGUUCUUUUUCUUUGAGAGAGAAAACGAAAAAAUUAAGGUUAAAGAAGUCAUGAUGAUGUUUAAUGAGAUGGGAAUGUAUGGAAACAUGGAUUUCUUCUCAUCCUCGACAACUCUCGAUGUGUGUCCAUUACCACAAACAGAACAAGAACCAGUGGUUGAAGACGUCGACUAUACCGAUGAUGAAAUGGAUGUGGAUGAGCUUGAGAAGAGGAUGUGGAGAGACAAAAUGCGUUUGAAACGUCUCAAGGAGCAGCAGAGUAAGUGUAAAGAAGGCGUUGAUGGUUCGAAACAGAGACAGUCGCAGGAGCAAGCGAGGAGGAAGAAAAUGUCUAGAGCUCAAGAUGGGAUCUUGAAGUAUAUGUUGAAGAUGAUGGAAGUUUGUAAAGCUCAAGGCUUUGUUUAUGGUAUUAUUCCUGAGAAGGGUAAGCCUGUGACUGGUGCUUCGGAUAAUUUGAGGGAAUGGUGGAAAGAUAAGGUUAGGUUUGAUCGUAAUGGUCCAGCUGCUAUUGCUAAGUAUCAAGCAGAGAAUAAUAUUCCUGGAGGGAGUAAUGAUUGUAACAGUUUGGUUGGUCCAACACCGCAUACGCUUCAGGAGCUUCAGGACACGACUCUUGGCUCGCUUUUAUCGGCUUUGAUGCAGCAUUGUGAUCCUCCGCAGAGGCGGUUUCCGUUGGAGAAAGGAGUUUCUCCACCUUGGUGGCCUAAUGGGAAUGAAGAUUGGUGGCCUCAGCUUGGUUUGCCAAAUGAGCAAGGUCCUCCUCCUUAUAAGAAGCCUCAUGAUUUGAAGAAAGCUUGGAAAGUUGGUGUUUUGACUGCGGUGAUCAAGCAUAUGUCGCCUGAUAUUGCGAAAAUCCGUAAGCUUGUGAGGCAAUCGAAAUGCUUGCAGGAUAAGAUGACGGCGAAAGAGAGUGCUACUUGGCUUGCCAUUAUUAACCAAGAAGAGGUUGUGGCGCGGGAGCUUUAUCCCGAGUCAUGCCCUCCUCUUUCUUCUUCAUCAUCUUUGGGAAGCGGGUCACUUCUCAUUAAUGAUUGUAGUGAGUAUGACGUUGAAGGUUUUGAGAAGGAACAACCGAGUUUUGAUGUGGAAGAGCGAAAACCAGAGAUUGUUAUGAUGAAUCCUCUAGCAAGCUUUGGGAUUGCUAAAAUGCAACAUUUUCCCAUAAAGGAGGAGGUCGCCACCGCGGUAAACUUGGAAUUUACGAGAAAGAGGAAGCCGAACAACGAGAUGAAUGUUAUGAUUAUGGACAGACCAGCAGGUUACACUUGUGAGAAUGGCCAGUGUCCUCACAGCAAAAUGAAUCUUGGAUUUCAAGACAGGAGUUCAAGGGACAACCACCAAAUGGUUUGUCCAUACAGAGACAAUCACGUAGCGUAUGGAGCAUUAAAGUUCCAUAUGGGUGGAAUGAAACCAGUAGUUCCUCAGCAAUCAGUCCAACCGAUCGACCUAUCAGCCUUUGGAGUUCCGGAAAACGGGCAGAAGAUGAUCACUGACCUUAUGGCCAUGUACGAUAGAAACGUCCAGAGCAACCAAGCUCCUCCUCCAGUGACGGAAAAUCAAAGCAUGAUCAUUGAUGCAAAAGCAGCUCAGAAUCAGCAGAUGAGUUUCAACCGCGGCAAUCAAAUGUUUAUGCAACAAGGCACAAACAACGGGGUUAACAAUCGGUUCCAGAUGGUGUUUGAUUCGACGCCUUUUGAUAUGGCAGCAUUCGAUUACAGAGAUGAUUGGCAAACCGGAGCAAUGGAAGGAAUGCAAAAGCAGCAGCAGCAAGAUGUGUCAAUCUGGUUCUGAAUAUUACACACUCUCUGUAACAUUCAUUCUUUCAUAAUAACACUCUGUUACCUAC